AUGCACCUCGGAUGGUUGCUUCUUCUUCAAGCUGUUAUCGCUUCUGCAGUGGCAUACAAUAAUAACAAGCGUCAUGCUAAUGCUUCGAACGAUGCUUGCGCCAAAGCAUGCACAGGUGUAUCAUCGGCAUUGAAAUAUGAUGUAGGUCGAAGUUAUGUGUUCGAUGUAAAUUCUCGAACAAUUCUAAAAAUCGGCGAAGGACGUGAUACAGAUGUGAUACAAAAUGCACAAGCGCACAUAUCAAUUCAUUCGUCAUGUGAAUUUUCGCUUAAAUUAACGCAAACAUCGCUAAAAGGAAUGGAUGUUGGAAGUGAUUGGAGUUCAAUCCUUGAAAGAUCAUCACUUCGAUUUGCAUUUGAUAAUGGAGAAGUGAAAGCAAUUUGUCCACAUGAUACUGAUCCAGUUUGGGCUGUAAACAUCAAACGUGCUAUUCUAUCUUCAUUUCAAACUAUAUUUGAAGGAACAAGAGAAACGGAUAUAUCUGGUGAUUGUCCGGUGAGUAUUGAAAGGCAAGAAACAAAUGAAAUAUUAAAUUUGAAGACAAUAAAACAGUUGAAUGAAUGCUAUCGUGAGCAUGAUAUUGCUGGAGUUCGAACUAUUCCAUACAGAAUGAAGUCGAAAAUACAAGUAUCAUCAAUGAUGGAAGCGAAACAAACAUGUGAACGUCAAAUUGCUCAUCACAAUCUUCAGCAGGUAACUUGUACCGAAGAUUAUCAUGUUAUUUCACCAUUUGAUGAAGGUAAUCGUGGAGCAUUGCAUGUUGAACAAACAUUAAGAGCUGUUGGAAUUGCAAAUGCCCUAUCACAAGAAUUAUUCAAAGAAAGGACAUCUAUUAUUUUUGAUCAUACCGAUGAUAAUUUUGAUAUAAAAAAUUCACCUCAACAUGCUAAGCAAAUCAUCGAUGAAUUAUGUCGAUCAGAUGAUCGUGUUAAUUCGGAUGCAGCAUAUUAUUUUGCUGAUUUGAUUUCUAAUCUUCGAGGAUUAUCAGUGGAGGAAAUAUCAUCAAUUGCUAAUUUACAAUGUGAUGCUUUUACUGAUGCAUUAGCAGCAUGUGCUUCACAUGCAUGUCUUCAACAACUUGCCAAUUUAAUCAAUUCAGGAGUAGCUUCAGAAUCUGUUUAUUUUUCGCUUGCUUUAUUAUCAAAACCAAAAAAAGGCAUUAUGGAUUCUGUUGCAGCAUUUAUCGAAAAAGUUCCGCUUCAUGGUUUAUUGGCUAUUUCAUCAUUAGUACAAUCCUACUGUAUUGCUCAUCCGAUGUGUGCAGCGGAAUCAACUGUACAACAUAUUAUACACAGUAUUUCAUCUAAAUUACCACCCGGUUGUAAUGUCGGACAACAAUUUGAGGAAAUCAAAAAAGCGGUGAUAGUUUUGAAAUCAAUCGGAAAUAUUGGUUAUGAAGAGCAUUCCUUAUCCACUAUAUUAGGUUGUAUUAUAAGCGAUCGAAUUUCAAAUGAAAUAAAAGUUGCUGCAAUCAAUGCUUUGCGUAGAAAACCAUGUAAUCAUCAACGAAACAACAAAAUCAUUGAACUAUUCCGCGAUCAAAAGGCAAAUACCGAAGUACGAAUAAUAUCAUUUCGACAAUUAAUGGAAUGUGCAAAUGAUGAAAUAUUGGAAAUUAUUAUUGAACAAUUAAACAAUGAAACUAUGAAUCAGGUUGGAUCGUAUGUUUGGUCAUAUUUGAAUGCUAAAAAACGAUCAACAAAUCCAGGUUUACGUAGUUUGCAACAUAUCUUGAAGAGAUUUCAUAUCCCACAACGCUAUAAUUUGGAUUUAAUUCGCUUCUCACGUUAUCAUGAAUUAGGAUAUUUUGAUAGAGAAAAUAACUAUGGUGGCCACAUGGAUACAUCUGUAUUACUCGUACCAAAAGGUUACAUACCACGUGAAAUAGCAUUCAAUUUCACUGUUCAUCUUUUCGGGAAAAGUGUCAACAUUUUGGAAAUUGGUGCGCGAACUGAAGGUUUAGAGAAAGCGGAAGAGGAAUUAUUCGGUCCUGAUGGUUACAUUAGCAAUCCUAAUGGAUAUGUUUUUCGAGAGAAAAGAUUUCAAUCACGAUAUCCCAAAUUAAAUCAUUUGCAGGAAUUACAUAGAAGGAGAAAAAAUGAUAUUGAAGAUUCAAUAAGAAUGACUUUUUAUAUUAGGAUGUUUGGAGAUGAUUUGUAUUAUUAUGGCUUUCAAAAAGAUCAACAUCAAUUGCUGGAUGUAGUGAAAGAAAGUAUUGAAUUUAAUAAAGUGCUGGAAAAACUGAUAGAGGAGAAGACAAGAAAACUUUCACGUUAUAUGCUUCUAUUUGAAUUAUCGCAAACAUUACCCACACUAUCCGGAUUAUCACUUCAACUUUUAACAAAUGUAUCACUUGCUACUAAAAUAGAUGGUAAACUGAAAUUGAAUCUCGCGCAUUUGUUGCUACGAAAAGCUGAUGCGAAUGGCCUUCUUGAUUUACGUCCGUCAAUAUCAAUUGCAAGUGGAGGCGCAAUACUUUUACGUACAGGUCAUGUAGUAUCUGGCGCUAUGAUAACGUCAAGCUUACAUGUUGCAACAAGUAUCGUACAGAGUCUAGAAAUGAAUGAAGGAAGGAGAUUAUUCGUGAAAAUUGAUGUUCCGCAUAAGGAUCUUCUGAUUGCGAAGAUACAUAAUGAUAUCACAAAAAUUGAAAGUAAUCGUCAUCAGUCAUUCAUUGCUGAACGUCACAUUCGUGAAGCUAUGAAAAGGCACUACUGCUCCGGUGAUACACUGGCAAAAAUUCUCGGGAUUCAAGCGUGUUUCGAUCUUCAUGGCAAUUUCCCGAUAAUGAAAGGAAAUAUUAAAAUAGAAAAAGUGGAUCAAGGAUUAAGCAGCUAUCAAUUUCUUAUUGAAAGAACGAAUGGCAGAGGUGAACAGAAAUUAUUAAUAAGUAUAGAUACACCAGGAUCGACAAUAAAUCGAAAAAUCGAAACUGAUUUUGAAAUUUCAAUUCCUCGCAAAAAGUUUAAACUUGGCAUUACCGCUCCAUUUAAAACAAUAGUGUUGGAUGGUAAUUUACAACAAAUGGAACAAUUACAAAAUUAUGCGACCAAUCUUCAACUUAUCAUGGAUGAUAAAACUUACAUGCUUGAUGGAAUACUGAAGGCAACUAAAAUAGAAGAGCGAAAUUUAUAUAAAUUAAAUGCAAAAAAUGUUGCUAAAAGUGUCACUACAGCGGAAAUUGUAGCAGAAUUACAAUAUAGCAUUGUAAAACCUUAUGCAAUGGUUAAUUUUCAUUUGGAAAAAAUCUUCAACAAGCCAUUUAUAUUCAAAAUAUUGAUAAAUCCAGAAGCUCCAAAGUAUGAAGGUAAAUUGGAAUAUUCGGGACCCAAUUUCAACGGGAAAUUAGAUACUUCAAUUAUCCAUCAAGGAAUGAUCGAUUUGAAAGGUACUUUAAGUGGUGAAUAUCAAAUUGAUAAUCAAUCGAAGCGAACACUUGAAAUUGGAUUUGAACAAGCAUUUCAAAAAAGAGGAACUAAUCAUCAUUUCAAGCAUGCCAUUCAUGCUGAUAGUACUGCUUUUAACAAAAUCGAUUUCCAAAUACUUUCUGAUCGUACUGGAAAUGAUAUGAAAAAUUUAUUAGAAGCAACUUAUUUUGGAAAAAAAUUGAUGGCAAAUUUGGAUGUAACACGUGGACCUAAUAAUAUUUAUGAUGCUAUUGGAAUUAUAAAAUGUGAUCAAUUUGGUAUCGAUACUAAAGCAAAUGUUAUCUAUCAAAAUCGUUUUCCACUACAAUUCAUGUUAAAUAUUGAUAUUGAAAUGCCAAAAAUAUCAAAUAUUCAUGCUUCAGCAGAAUAUACCGUGAAGAUAGAUCCAAAAUGGAAUUUUAAAGGAAAUAUUCUACUUCGUUACCCUGGUCAUGAAAUAGCUUUGAAAAAACAAAUUGAUGAAGUAAGCGGUGGACAAUAUAAAAUGGAAACAAAUUUACAAUGGGAUCCAAAUGGUAAAAUAGAUGCAAUAUCAGAUGUUGUAUUUCGUCCACGCGAAAACGAAUAUACGAUUGAAUCGACGGCUAAUAUUGCUGGCGUUAAUGAACCCAUAAUUUUCAGAAAGCAUAUCAAAUAUCAUUUUGAUAAUUAUAACAUACAAUUGCAAGCAAAACAAGGAGGCCAAACGAUAUAUGAUUUAAAUGCUAUUCUUGUUGGACAAUUUGGUGAUCAACAACGGCUUAAUUUCAAUAUUAAUUCCGAGAAAUUUGAACCACGAAUUAACUAUCAUAUGACAGCUGAAUUCCAACCAUCUGUUAAUAGCAUAACAGCGCUUGCUACGAUACGUAAAGAUGGACAACAUUUAGGUACAGGUAAUAUUAUAAUGCCGAGAAAAUUCAAUCUUCCUGAUCAACAAUAUCGAGGAGAAUUCAGUUGGAUUUAUCAAAAUAAAUCACGGAAAGUAGCGAUCGAUUACAAGCACACAUAUGGUUCAUUUCAUGCGGUAAAAGUAGAAUCGGAUGAUAAAUUUAGCCUGAACAUGCAAUUCGAUCAUCAAAAUGAUAAAAUGAUUCUUAAAUGUGAUUUGGAUAAAGAUCAUAUUCGAACUAUUUCAAUGGUACUUAGUACAACUCCUUUCCGUUGGGACUUUUUUGAAAUUAUUGGUAAUUUAAAUACUGAUGCACCUCUGCAACGAAGAUCAAUAAGAAUGAAAACAGCCUUUCUUUAUAGGAUAGAUCAGGCAAAUGUCGAAGGAUUAUUUGAAAUAAAUGGUAAACGUUAUGCCACUGAAGGUCAUUGGCGCAAAGCAUUGCAUGAUAUUGACAAACAUUAUAUUUAUGCUGGAAGAUUCGAAAUACCUCAAGGUCAAAUAAGCUUAGAACAACAGUUAGAAGUGAGAAAUAUUAUUACAAUACGAAAAGCAAAAACAAUUUUUGAGCUUAUCGGUGCUGAAAAAAUGUUUAAUCUAACGAAUGAAUUUGGAUGCAAUGAUGCAUCGUUCAGCACUGCCACCAAUCUUAUUGGAAGUGGAAUAGUAUUGAAGCAUACGAUAGCAUAUAAUUAUAAAGAUGGACAGAGGACAUUGAAGAAGCAUUUGAAGUAUAAUGAAAGAGAGAUAAACAUGGAUGCAGUAACAAUUUAUCGUGAUAGAGAAGUUAAAGUGGACAUUACCGCUUCAUCAACAUUUGAAAUGAUUCAAUAUGGCAAGGUUAUGUUCGAUUGUCGAAAAGGCAAUAUUUUUUGGAACUGUGAUGCGGAAAGUAAUAUAAAUAAUCAAUAUGUGAUUAAAGGGCAUGAAAGCUUAUCAUUACAAAAUACUGACAUAGGUUAUUUGGUAAAAUUAGGAAAUGUGAUGAAUAACGAAGGAAAAAUUCAAUUCAACAUUGAUAAUCAAGCUUCAAAAUACAAUGCUAAUGCUAUGUUGCGACGUGCUGAAAAUGUAUACAACUUAGAAAUGGACAUAAAUGAUAAUAGAGGUGUUGUAAAAUUGCAAACACCAACGCAUGCGAUCAACAAUGCACAAAUUAGAAUAACGAGGAAAGGACCUACUGAAUUCGAAGUAAAUACUGAAGGUGGAAAUAACGGAAGAAUAUAUGCUCAUGUUAAAACUGGUGAUUACGAUAAAUUGUUGAAGAUACAGAUAACAGAAAUACCGGAAUCGUUCCAGUUACAUUUGGAAAAUAGUUUAACUGGUGAUAAGCAAAAGUUAAUUGCUGAACUAAAGUUAGACCCUCUCGGACAAAAAAGAAUCUAUGGUGUAGAAAAUGAAAUCGAAGGUGAAGGUGAAAAAUUCCGCGCUUUACGAUUAACCCUGAAGCAACCGAUAAGAGUGAUAAAUAUUGACAUACUUCGACCAGCUCAAAACAAAUAUGCUUUAUCAAUACAACCAAAUGUUGGUGGAAGAAGACAUCCAACCGUAGCUGAAAUGACAUAUCAGAGGAUGACUGAUGGUUAUCAUUGGGAAGGAAGCAUUUCGGAUCAAGCAUUGCAAACACCAUUGACAGCAAAGAUAGUAUACAAGAAGGAUGAGCAAGAUAAAUACAAUUAUCGAUUGGAUUUACAAACUGAAUUUGCGUACAGUAAUGAACAGAGUAAAUUAUUUACCAAUUCAUUCCAUUUACAUCGAAGUAUCAUCAAGGAACGAAUUAUCAAAAGAGAUAACGAUAGAAGACAAGAUGAUAAUGUACGAUUUGUUAUUGAAUUUAAAAGUAUACAUUUGGCAAGCAAUCUCAAUACUCGAUUAUGGACUAAAAUUGAUCGGCGAAAAGUUGGAAAAGCUGUAAUUCCUGUUCAUACAACUUUCGGUUUGGAAACUAAAAAUAUGCAACAUCAACCAGUGGAAUAUUCCUUAGAGACAAAAACAGAUGCAAUCAAAUUUACGGAAUUUCAAUUGAAAUCACCAAAUUCAGUGUUAAAAGCAAAAAUUGACAAAAUAAACGAUAAACAUUAUAAACUUGAAUUUUAUGAGAACAGUCAACGACCAUUUGUUGUUGGUGAAUUAAAUUUGCACGAUAAUGGAGCAAUAUUUGAAUAUCGUAAUGAAAAAUCACAGGAAAUUAAAUUACAUGCAUCAGCUCUGAAGCUUAAUGAUUAUGAAGGAAAAAUUGAUGUAUGGCAUAGUGAAGCAAGCAAGAAAAUACAAGAUGCUCGCUUAUUAUUACAAAAGAAAACUAAAGAAACAGUAUCGAAAAGUAACGAAUUUCACCAAUGCCUAUUUGUAAGGGAUGCUUUACUACCACUAUUUUCCUCACAUAACCAAAUUGCUAACGAUGUUGUAAAAACGCUGGAUGGAGCAAUUAAAGAAUGGACUGUAGAGCUAAGAAAUUUCACUACUGAACUUGAUGCUGAAUAUGCUGAUUUAGUGAAUGAAAUUGAAAGCAAUUAUGAAAUAAUUAAAGAGGCGAUCCUUGUUGCAUACGAUCAAACUUAUCAGGAAAUGGAAGAAUUUGUUAAAAUUACUUCAAGUGGUGAUUUUAUUCAUCGGUUACAACAAUUAAUAGAUGAUAAAAAUGAUAUACAGCGAGAAAUUAUGGAUGCUUUAAGACCGAUCAUGGAUCUAAUUAAUCAAUUGUACAAUGAGGUGGAUGAUCUACAACAAAAUACUGCUGUAAUUAUUGAUCGACUGGAAGAUAUUCUGAAGCUAAAGGAUCUACGGAGAGCAUUGGAAGAAUAUAAGGAGAAUUUUGAACGAACCGAUAUCAUACAAACUAUACUUUAUGAAAUUCGAAAAUUAAGUUAUCAAUAUCAAUUACCAGAAUUAGAAAGAACAAUAGUUGAUAUUGAAGUGAAUCGUGGGCGUUAUGAAGGAGAAGCACUUAAAAUUUAUAAGAAAAUCAAAGAUUUCUUACUCGACAAGAUUACUGUAUCAAUUCUUAGCAAAGUGACAAAUGCCAUUUUUGAAUCCUUGGAUGAUAUUCAAAUUCGGCAAAAAUGGCAAGAAAUUAUUGAUUAUUUUAGAGGAAAAAUAACAGCUAAUGAAAUUGUCAAACAAUUUUGGAGACAGUAUAUACCGACAUAUAAGCGUUUGUCACCUGGAGAGUAUGAAUUGCAAGUAACUGUUCCAUAUGGUGCCUCAUCAUUGGGAGAAAUUUUAAGCAUUCUUCAUCCGCAAUAUUUCAUUGCUCUCAAAUCAGCAAUGAUCGAAUCUCUUGGAUUAUCACUUAAAGAUCAGGAAUUUAUGCAAUCUUUAUCAGAUACAAUUUAUACAUACAAAUCAACAAAAUUAAAUCCAUGGAAAAUGAUGUCACUACAUGAAAGUAUUGCUUAUAUAAUUGACGGUGAUCGUUUCAUAUCGUUUGAUGGGAGAGUAUUCGCAUUUCAUGCUCGUUGCGAAUAUCUUCUUGCGUCUGAUUUACAUACUCAACGUUUUGCACUCAUAGCUAUAUUUUCAUCACAAGGACGUUUGGAUAGUAUUAAAAUUGAAUUGCGUGGAGAAGAAGUACAUAUAAAUGGUGCUCCAAUAUCAAUGCCAUGGCAGAAGAUAGACAGUAUUGACGGAGCAGUUUUAAUCUCAGUUUAUCGGAAAGAUCAUUGGACGACAUUAAAAACAUAUGAAGGUUUAUGUGUACGAUGUAAUAGCAAAUAUGAUAUUUGUGAAAUUAUUUUACCGGGACGAAUGCAUGGACGAAGUAAUGGUCUUCUUGGAUCAAAUGAUAAUGAACCAUCAAAUGAUUAUGAUUUAGUGGAUAAUACACCUAAUGAUCAGCUAAAUGUAUUGGCCGAGCAUUGGGCAAUAAAUGGUGCAUGUGGUGUAAAUGAAGCUCGAGAUUUAACGUAUCGUGAUGAUGAUCGUUGCCAAGAAUAUUUUCAAAGUUCCGAUAGUCCAUUACAACGUUGUUUUACUCAAAUACGCUCAAAACCAUUUGAACAAAUUUGUUCCAAUGGUGGAAAACAACAGCAUUGUACGGCUACUUCAGCAUACCUUCAAAUAUGCUCAUAUGCAGGAAUCAUUACGGUAUUACCUCAUGAAUGCGUGAAAUGUGAUGGUGAUUUGCAUUUGGAUGAUGAAAGAAAGAUUGAAAAAUCUGUCAUCGAGCACGAUGUCGUAUUUGUUGUUGAAGAAACAAAAUGUAUGGAUUAUCAUAAAGAUAAAAUAGCAAAAAUGGUACAAAAAAUUGACCAAGAGCAACGAUCAGUACGUUUUGGUUGGGUAGGUUUUGGAGGUGAAGGAGUUCAUCAUGAGCCACUUGUACAUUAUGAACAGGAUGAAGCAUUGUUUGAUGUUUCAAACUUUAUCAAGCAAACACAACAAACUUUUGAACCGAUAUCUCGAAUUGAUACACCACAUAGUUGCCCUAAAAAAGCAAUUGAAUUUACAGUGAAACAUUUUCCAUUUAGAUUUGCUUCUGUUAAAAGUAUUGUUUUGGUUAUGUGCAGAAAAUGUAUGCCACGAGGACACACGAAAAUGCUAGAUAUGUUACUUGAACAAGAUAUUACAAUGCAUCUGUUAACAUUAAGCAAAUUCAAGACAAGUGAUGGAAGCAAAAUUAUUGGGAUGGAUGCAAAACAAUUAUUAGAUGAAUAUGGAGCACAAAUUGGACAACGUACAUCCUUAUUACAACCACAUGAUAGCUGUUCCAUUGUUGCUCAACAAACUUUUGGAACUGUUUUCUCUCUUAAACAUGGAUCCAUGGUAGCAGCAUCCAGAAUAACACCUAAACGAGAAAGUUACUGUUUCAAUUGUCAAUGUACGAUUGACAGAUUAUUUGCCCAUAAUGUAUGCCGGCCAUGUGAAACGACUGAACCAGCUGAAUUGGCAUCAUAUAGAAUGAUCGAUUCAGAACCUGAUAAUGAUCUACAACUUUUGGACAUGCUCGCGUAA
Molecule: messenger RNA, 9249 nt
Organism: Cercopithifilaria johnstoni
Lineage: Eukaryota; Metazoa; Nematoda; Chromadorea; Rhabditida; Onchocercidae
Source: the annotation of a GenBank genome assembly